Molecule: messenger RNA, 2544 nt
Organism: Ruditapes philippinarum (Manila clam)
Lineage: Eukaryota; Metazoa; Mollusca; Bivalvia; Venerida; Veneridae
Exons: 1
Coding region: 282-1958 (558 amino acids)
Cellular component (GO): nucleus
Molecular function (GO): DNA binding
Source: RefSeq, a predicted model, not a curated record
CUCCAUCUACAAUGCAUAUUAACAUAGAUAUACCCUGUUCUUUUGUACUUCAGCAGUAGAUAGUCUUUAGAAAUGUGAAUUUGUGACUUUAUUUGUUUUAAAACAAAUUUAUUUCUUAAACGAUAAACCCGAAUAAACUAUUUUACAACAAUUCACAGAAAAAAUAACUAAAAAUAUCUAAACCGCACCUUUUUAUCCUGCUUUAUUAUCGUAGUGUCCAGUCAGAAUUAUAAAUCAUGAUUUAAAUCCUAUUUGCAACUUGUUCAUUGUUUGAUUCAGAAAUGCCACGACAACAGAAAAUUCACGAUAGUGGUCAGAUGGCAAAAGCUGUGGCCGCAGUAAAGAGGGGGAUAUCUGUCUACAAGGCAUCCCACUUGUAUGGAAUUCCUCAAUCCACACUGAAGAACCAUACCAGAGGGCGUUACAGAGGGUUAGAUACUUCUUUUGGACGUACACCAAUAAUAACAUCAGAGGAGGAAGCAACACUUGUUUCCUAUAUACUUUACAUGUCUGAAAGAGGAUUUCCUCUGUCAAAGAAAAUGGUUCGAAACCUCACAAGAGAAGUAAUUAUGGCCUCAGGUCGAAAUACUGUUAUAAACACCCAGAAAGGACCUUCAAACAAAUGGAUGAGGAAAUUCUUCAAAAGACACCCAGAACUUUCGAUUAGAAAUGCUCACAGCCUUGAUAGAGCUAGAGCUUCUAUCACUAAUGAACAGUUAAACCAGUACUUUGAAUUGUUAGAUAAUACCCUGAAACGUUUGUCUCUCUAUGAUGAUCCCACGCGUAUUUUCAAUUGUGAUGAAACGGGUUUUAGUGGUAGUUUUUCAAGUUCUGAUAAGUCUGUUGUAGCCAAGAAAGGCGUAAGACAAGCUUUUAAAGUACAGCUGUCCUUGUCUGGUCACGUCACUGUAAAUUUUGCAGUAUCAGCUUCUGGCCAGACACUGCCACCAUUAAUCAUUUUUUCUAAAAAUCUUCCCAGGGCCUCCUUCUCUGAUGGGUUACCUGAUAACUGGUUGUUCGAGACCACAGAUUCUGGUUUCAUUAACACAGAUCUCUUUUGCCUGUGGUUUGAGCAAAUAUUUCUCCAGUUCUGUGGAAAAAGACGACCUUGUUUGCUAAUCAUGGACAACCACUUAUCCCAUGUGUCAGGUAGGGUAGUAAACCUAGCUAUGGAGAAUGGUAUUGAUCUCCUGUAUUUCCCUUCCCAUUCAUCCCACUUACUGCAACCUUUAGAUGUGGGGUAUUUUCAUGUUUUGAAAGCAAAGGUAAGUGAAAUUUUGUCAGGCCUUGGUUAUGCUGUCACUAGAUCUCUGCCUCGGCAUUUGUUUCCAAAGGUUUUGCACCAGGCUAUGAACAGGAUUACGCCUGCAACUGUUGCUGCUUCUUUUUCUGCCACAGGAAUAUACCCCUAUAACAAGUCUUCUGUUAAGGCUUUGGCAGGUCCUGUAAAGAAAAUAAAAAAUGUUCAGUCCACAUCUAGCACUACUGAUGUGUCAAAAGAUGCACCAGUUUCAGGCCAUGUUCCGAAUAUGCUUGUUAAAAUCGGGAUGGUACCCGAAAGUCUUGCUAAAGUUUUUCUAGAACCACCAGCACUAGAGCCUUCCAAAAAACGCAGAACCACAUAUGAUAAGGCAAGGGUUGUUGAAUCUAAACAUACAAAAAAGUCUGAAGGUCAUUUAAAGAAAGUUAAAUCUGCUGAAAGCCAGUUAAAAUCCACUUCUUUAUCUCCCUUGCCCGAGUGUGUCUCUGGUACAGCAGUGGUGGCUGAUCCUAUGUCCGACGAUGGUGUCUGUGAAAUUUGUAUGACCAGCAGACAGUUGUACUGGGUUGGAUGUGAUAGGUGUGAUACCUGGUAUCACUAUGAAUGCCUUCCUUCCUCUGAACAGACAGACGUAGAUAUAAGUCUUGUUUGUGAAACUUUGUGGCUAUGUAAUACCUGUCGAAAAACAGAGGAAUAGAUAUGAUAACAGAUUUGCACAGUCUGACAUGAUUCUGAUAAGACUUUGAUACUGAUUGUUUUAUUUGGAAAAAUACAUUUUAUAUCUUAAUGAACUGUUUGUUACAUUGAUAUUAUAUGUUCAAACUUAGUUAUAUGUGUAAUGUCCGUGUUAUGUUUCGAAAAAAGGUUGAAAAGAAAACAAUAUUUGAAAGUUUAUGAGACAUGCAUACAGGGGUUGUAAAAUGCGCAAAAACUAAAGUAAAAAUAAAUUUAUUAACUAAAUUGCUUGUUACAAUUUAUUAAAUAUGUUAUCUUCAUCACAUUGGAAAAUAAAUCUUUCGAAAAUCAAACCUGGACCACUUUGUACAGUACGCCGAGCUUUGGUACAAUUUCACUUAAACCGCACCUGUUUAUCCGGGCUAUAUUUAGCUCCCGCCAAAUACGUCAUUAUGUGAUCAGCGAAAUGUAAACAAUGGUUAUUGGAAACAAUAUCAUCGGUCUUGAAAAUGAACAUAUAACACUAAGGUAAGUUGACGCCAAUUAUUUUUUUUAAUCUAAACUAUUGUAUUUUUACGCCGAGCAUUGGUCCACCCACUCUAGUAGUU